AUGACACACUUCACCGCCCAGCCUUCACAUACUGCCACGACACAAUCGACCGCCCAAACACCUUCGCAUAAUUCAUCAUUGCCGGCGCUACAACCCAAUUUACAAUCUUCAUCAGUCCAACGCCACAAACAACCGUGUCUGAGUCUACUGGGCGGCGCCGCGAUUCUCGUGUCCAACAAGAAGCGCGAUUCGGGUCGGGCCAAGUACCGGCUCAUGCACGUGGUCCGCACGCACAAGGGUGCCGACGAUAAAGCCUACCGUUGCGUUUACGAGCAGAAAUAUCCUCAAGGGAAAGUCGGAAUCAACCUCUCAAAAGACCUAAUGGUGAUCGUCGGCGAAGCCCUCAAAUCCAACAUAACCACAAUCGGCCCGCUCGUUCUCCCGCCGUCGAAGCAGCUCCUCUUCCUGUUCACCCUAAUCGACCGGAAAAUCUUCAAUCCCAAAUGGAAACCCUACAUUCCCGACUUCAAACAGGCCUUCGAACACUUCUGCAUCAACGCCGGCGGCCGCGCCAUCAUCAACGAUCUCCAAAAGAACCUGCAGCUCUCGCCGGAGCACGUAGAGGCCUCCAGGAUGACACUGCACCGGUUCGAAAACACAUCGUCUUCUUCGCUCUGCUGGUUUAAGGCUAUAGAUGUAUGUAUGUAUACAGGGAGGGAGGGAGUUGGAAAAUAUAUUUGA
This is a messenger RNA of Ipomoea nil (Japanese morning glory), 681 nucleotides long. Its product is annotated as 3-ketoacyl-CoA synthase 5-like. Gene Ontology annotation, cellular component: membrane. Gene Ontology annotation, molecular function: acyltransferase activity, transferring groups other than amino-acyl groups. The coding region runs from base 1 to 681 and encodes 226 amino acids. The transcript is spliced from 2 exons. NCBI's taxonomy places the organism in Eukaryota, Viridiplantae, Streptophyta, Magnoliopsida, Solanales, Convolvulaceae. The record is from RefSeq and is a predicted model, not a curated record. Gene Ontology annotation, biological process: fatty acid biosynthetic process.